This is a messenger RNA of Leptonychotes weddellii (Weddell seal), 5218 nucleotides long. The record is from RefSeq and is a predicted model, not a curated record. Lineage: Eukaryota; Metazoa; Chordata; Mammalia; Carnivora; Phocidae.
UAUCUCUGCGCCCAGUGCGGAGUUCAAUCUCAUGAUCCUGAGAUCAAAAGUUGCCUGCUCUACUGACUUAGCCAGCCAGUGAAAAACAAAUGUCAUCAUGUCUGGAAUCAAGCGAACAAUCAAAGAAACCGACCCUGAUUAUGAGGAUAUAUCUGUGGCCCUUCCAAAUAAGCGUCAUAAAGCAAUUGAGAAUUCAGCUCGAGAUGCUGCUGUGCAGAAGAUUGAGACUAUUAUCAAGGAACAAUUUGCACUUGAAAUGAAGAAUAAGGAACAUGAAAUUGAAGUCAUUGACCAGCGACUGAUUGAGGCAAGAAGGAUGAUGGAUAAACUUCGUGCCUGCAUUGUUGCAAACUACUAUGCUUCUGCAGGACUUCUGAAAGUUUCUGAGGGAUCAAAGACAUGUGAUACAAUGGUUUUUAAUCAUCCUGCUAUCAAGAAAUUUUUGGAGUCACCAUCUAGGUCAUCCUCUCCUGCCAAUCAGAGAUCAGAGACACCAUCAGCCAAUCAUUCAGAAAGUGAUUCUUUAUCUCAACAUUAUGAUUUCUUAUCUGACAAAGACAAUAACAGCAAUAUGGAUAUAGAAGAAAGACUCUCAAACAACAUGGAACAGAGACCAAGCCGAAAUACUGGAAGGGACACUGCCAGUAUUACUGGCUCUCAUAAAACAGAGCAGCGGAAUGCUGAUCUCACAGGAGAUGAGACUUCACGACUUUUUGUAAAGAAAACUAUAGUAGUGGGCAAUGUGUCCAAAGAGCCUCCUUUUCAUCUAACCAGAAGAGGCUGGGGUGAGUUUCCUGUCAGAGUUCAAGUUCAUUUUAAGGACAGCCAGAACAAGCGGAUAGAUAUCAUACAUAAUCUGAAGCUGGAUAGAACUUACACUGGCUUGCAGACUCUUGGAGCAGAGACGGUAGUGGAUGUUGAGCUUCACCGACAUUCUCUUGGAGAAGACUCCAUUUAUCCUCAGUCCUCCGAGUCAGACAUCUCUGAUGCCCCACCAUCAUUGCCUUUGACCAUUCCAGCCCCAGUGAAAGCUUCCUCACCGAUAAAGCAGUCACAUGAGCCAGUACCUGAUACAUGUGUGGAGAAAGGCUUCCCAGCCAACACUGAAGCUGAGAGACACACUACAUUUUAUUCUUUGCCAUCUUCAUUGGAACGAACACCCACCAAAAUGACAACAUCCCAGAAAGUUACCUUUUGUUCUCAUGGCAAUUCAGCUUUUCAGCCAAUAGCAUCAAGCUGCAAAAUCGUGCCACAAAGUCAGGUUCCUAAUCCUGAGUCACCCGGAAAAUCCUUCCAACCCAUCACCAUGAGCUGCAAGAUUGUUUCAGGUUCCCCCAUAUCAACUCCAAGUCCAUCACCCCUGCCUCGAACCCCAACUUCCACUCCAGUCCAUGUGAAGCAAGGCACUGCCAGCUCUGUCAUUAAUAACCCUUAUGUUAUCCUGGAUAAGCCAGGGCAGGUUAUUGGAGCCCCCACUCCCACUACAGGAAGUCCUACAAACAAGCUCUCUACUGCCUCCCAGGCCUCCCAAGGAACAGGUUCCCCUAUUCCUAAAAUUCAUGGAAGUAGUUUUGUAACAUCUGCUGUCAAGCAAGAGGAUUCUUUGUUUGCAUCUAUGCCACCUCUUUGUCCUAUUGGGAGUCACCCUAAGGUUCAAAGUCCCAAACCUAUAACUGGAGGACUUGGAGCUUUCACAAAAGUAAUCAUCAAACAGGAACCUGGUGAAGCCUCUCACGUGCCAACAACAGGAGCUGCCAGCCAGUCACCACUCCCUCAGUAUGUGACAGUGAAAGGGGGUCACAUGAUAGCUGUGUCCCCUCAAAAACAGGUCCUAACUGCUGGAGAAGGGACUUCCCAGUCACCAAAGAUUCAGCCCUCCAAGGUUGUUGGGGUGCCAGUUGGGUCUACUCUACCUUCAACAGUGAAACAGGCUGUGGCAAUCAGUGGUGGCCAAAUCCUUGUAGCCAAGGCCAGCUCUUCUGUUGCCAAAGCAGUUGGUCCAAAGCAAGUUGUGACCCAAGGAGUUGCCAAAGCCAUUGUGAGCGGAGGUGGAGGAACCAUUGUUGCUCAGCCGGUGCAAGCCUUAACCAAGGCGCAGGUCACUGCUGCCGGCCCGCAGAAGACUGCAUCGCAGGGCUCAGUAAUGGCAACAUUGCAGCUACCAGCCACUAAUUUGGCCAACUUGGCAAAUUUGCCUCCUGGCACUAAACUCUACCUUACAACGAACAGCAAGAACCCUUCAGGAAAAGGGAAACUGCUGCUGAUCCCUCAAGGAGCCAUCCUGCGAGCUACCAACAAUGCUAACCUCCAGUCUGGCUCAGCUGCGGGAGGCGGAGGAGGAGGCGGAGGCGGAGGAGGAGGAACAGGAGGCACCCAGAACCCCGCCGGCCCUGGUGGGAUCUCCCAGCACCUGACUUACACAUCUUACAUCCUGAAGCAGACUCCUCAGGGUACAUUUUUAGUUGGUCAGCCAUCACCCCAGACAUCUGGAAAGCAGCUGACUACUGGGUCAGUGGUCCAAGGAACACUGGGAGUCAGCACAUCUUCUGCACAAGGACAACAAACAUUAAAAGUCAUCUCUGGACAGAAAACCACUUUGUUUACCCAGGCAGCCCCUGGGGGACAAGCAUCGCUAAUGAAAAUAUCUGAUAGCACACUGAAGUCUGUGCCAGCCACCUCACAACUCUCAAAGCCUGGAACCACAAUGCUGAGAGUGGCAGGAGGGGUUAUCACAACUGCCACUUCCCCAGCUGUGGCGCUCUCAGCAAACGGUCCUGCCCAGCCGUCGGAAGGAACAACUCCCAGUUCAUCGUCUGCUAUCGGUUCUGUUGUGAAAACUUCCGGGCAGCAAGCAGUGUGUGUGAGCCAGGCCCCCGUGGCAGCCUGCAAGGCCGCUGCUCCCUCCGUCAUCAGCGCCACGUCCCUGGUGCCCACGCCAAACCCCAUCUCUGGGAAAGCCACCGUGUCAGGAUUGCUAAAGAUUCACUCCAGUCAAUCCACUCCCCAGCAGGCUGUCCUGACAAUCCCCAGCCAGCUCAAGCCACUCGGUGUAAAUACAUCCGGAGGUGUACAGACUAUCCUGAUGCCUGUGAAUAAAGUGGUUCAGUCAUUUUCUGCCAACAAAUCACCUGCCAUUCUGCCUGUAGCUGCCCCAACUCCGAUUAUCCCCAGCUCUGCUCCAGCGGCUGUUACAAAAGUAAAGACUGAACCGGAAGCGCCUGGGCCAGGCUGCCUCUCUCAGGAGGGCCAGACGGCAGUGAAAACAGAAGAAAGUUCUGAGCUGGGAAACUAUGUCAUUAAGAUAGACCACUUGGAGACUAUCCAGCAACUCUUAACAGCAGUAGUAAAGAAGAUCCCUUUAAUCACUGCAAAAAGUGAGGACGCCAGCUGCUUUUCUGCGAAGUCCGUGGAGCAGUAUUACGGCUGGAACAUUGGGAAAAGGAGAGCUGCCGAGUGGCAAAGAGCAAUGACAAUGAGAAAAGUCUUACAAGAAAUCCUGGAGAAGAAUCCCAGAUUUCACCACCUGACUCCUCUUAAAACCAAGCACAUCGCUCACUGGUGUCGCUGCCAUGGCUACACGCCCCCCGAUCCCGAGACCUUGAGGAGUGACGGUGACUCUAUUGAGGACGUGCUGACCCAGAUCGACAGCGAGCCAGAGUGCCCGUCAUCAUUCUCCUCUGCUGACAACCUCUGCCGGAAACUGGAGGACCUGCAGCAGUUUCAGAAGAGAGAGCCAGAGAAUGAAGAGGAGGUGGACAUCCUCAGCCUCCCGGAGCCGUUAAAGAUCAACAUCAAAAAAGAACAGGAAGAGAAACAGGAAGAAAUGAAGUUCUACCUGCCACCAACACUGGGGUCGGAAUUUAUUGGUGACAUCACCCAGAAGAUUGGGAUCACUCUGCAGCCCGUGGCACUUCACAGGAACGUGUACGCCUCGGUGGUGGAGGACAUGAUUUUAAAGGCCACGGAGCAGCUGGUGAACGACAUCCUGAGACAGGCUUUGGCAGUUGGAUACCAGACAGCAUCUCACAACAGGUACUGAGAUCUCUUUAGUCAGUGGUACUAGGCUUACAGGUAUUUCCUGACAGGUAAGUUGCCCAUGAAGAGGUUUUAUACCUCAUCCAGUUGGAGAUGGAGGUGACAGUGCUUGGGACAUUCUCAGAGCCAGACAUACUCAGGGGUCUGCUUGGUCAUUUUGAGACUCCCGUGGUGUGAAAGCUCAGCUUUGCCCAGAGGUCUGUAUCUUCCUAAUCACUCCUUCAGACACACUGUUCAUUAGGACUCUGUUCCGCUACCAGGUUGAACAAUACCAGCUCUUCGCAAUUAAAGAUGAUAAUAUUGUCCAUGACGUAUCAGAUGUUGGGGUCAGACAUUGCAUACGUUACCUGAUUUGUUUUUCAUUGGAGAACUCUAGCCCCCCUUUUAGAAGUCAGGAAACCAGGCUCUGAACGUUCACGUUACCUGGCUUUCCCAGCACUUGGGUGAUAGACCUCAUUGGCUCUAAAGCUCCCCCACUCACCACUGCUUUGCUGUCGGGACACUGAGUUUUGCCUUUUUCCUAGGCCCCAGAGCAUGGCAGACAGGCCUUUCUUUGUUCCACAUCCUUUCAAAGGAAACAAGUAUUUUAUCCCAGUAUCCUUAAAGCCUGUCCUAAAUUUGUAAAACUGUAUUAAAAGUGCCUGAGGACAUAAAGAGGCCUACAUCAGAGGACUGUUAGGUCAGACUUCACAGGAUUAGAAUACCUCAGGCAGUGUGGAAGAUAUCUUUAAGAAAGAAGGAAGGAGAAACAGGAGUUCCAGGAAUGCUCCUUGUCCUGUGUGAAACCCAGCAGUGGGCUGAGUGCCUUCUGUGGCCCCUGCUCACCUCCCUCGUCCUGGCUGUGGAGAUACAGUAGCUGGGGUGCUCUUGAUAAGAACAUUUAUCACCCUGGCCUGGCACAACUCUGUAUCCCCUCCCCCCGACAGGUGGAAACAUGGUCCCACAGUUCUGUAGCCCUUUGACUCAGCUCUGUCUGCUAAGACUGAAUGAUGAGAACAUCAUUCUGUUUUGCUGUCCACUUUACUUCCUUCUCUUUUCUCAAUCCUCAGAGGUUUUUUUCUUCAUUGUUCAACCAAGUUCUUGAAAUCCAUCUCAUGCCUGUGACUGAGAAGUCAGAUUUGAGCCGUAGGGCAGGCUGUGAAGAGGGCAGGCCAGUCUUUUUUUUUUUAAAGAUUUUUAAUAU